AAGCUUCUUGUCAAGAGCAGCAGGAUAAAAGAAGAGGUAUCAAAAAUAGGUUUAGAGUUCAAGUAAAAAACAAUGAAAAGUAUAUCAUAAUUCCAUACUGAAACAACAGUGAAUUUAUCUAAUCUUGUUUGGAACACCAUACUUUGUUGCCUGUUAAUGAGAUAUGGUUGUAAGAGCCAUAGAAAAUGUUUCAUACAGGGCAAAGUUUCCCAAUAAUGUUAUUUUAUAUAUUACGUCUCCAUUAAUAUCACUUGAUAGAUUAAGAUGCCAAUAAUAUAUUCUUUAGAAGAUUAUGAAUAAGUCCAAGCAAUAUUGGAGGGAUCCUACUGAUCUACAGGCUGAGAACUCGGGCAUCAGUCUUCCACAACCCUAUAAAGUGGAUACCUUUCAGGUUUGGCAUAACCACUUGCAUCAUUUUCUUGAAGUUAAUCUCUGCAAGAGGAAUAAUGAUUGAACUAGCUUAAAGUCAAAGCUUCAGGAAAAGAACGGUUCAAGCUUGUCACAAACAGAUUCCUUCUCUUGAUUACUAAGUGAAAUGGCUGACAUCAAUCAGAUCACUUUACAGAAAGCAGCAUUACCAUGCUCCAAAGAAAGGAAUCUGUCAGCCAUGUAAGUUCCAAAGCUGGAGUGGAGACACCCAUCUGCAUCCUCUCCCAAGAACCACAACUCCUCAUUCUGCAACUGAAGUCCAAUGGCUUUGGUGGAGCUGAAGGUCGGCAUGCACUGUGAGGAGUGCAUCAAAGCAAUCAAGAAGGCCAUCAAGAAAAUUGAGGAUGUUGAGACAUACAGGCUUGACGCAGAGCUGAACAAGAUCACUGUGACUGGAAAUGUUACAUCAGAAGAAGUCAUCAGGGUUCUGCAAAAGAUUGGAAAGAGUGCCACUUCUUGGAGUGAAGAAUAAGAAAUGAAGCUCCUGGCAGUAACAAGAUGCCUGUAUCUAAUCACAACACUCACCUAAUAAAUGGAAACUCCCUGCUUUCAUGUUCUACCUGUUUAAAUUCUUAAAUCUUGUGACUUAGCAACACCAAUUAGCUUAUGCAAAUUAAUUGCGUCCAUCAGUGAAAGUACUGACUUUUUGUUGGGACUAUAGAAUUUGUGAUUUCUGUGUGGCUCCACAAGUGACAUCUGAAAUAAAUUUCUCUAUGAUUGUUUUUUGUU
This is a messenger RNA of Musa acuminata subsp. malaccensis (wild Malaysian banana), 1158 nucleotides long. RefSeq names its product heavy metal-associated isoprenylated plant protein 33. The record is from RefSeq and is a predicted model, not a curated record. Gene Ontology annotation, molecular function: metal ion binding. NCBI's taxonomy places the organism in Eukaryota, Viridiplantae, Streptophyta, Magnoliopsida, Zingiberales, Musaceae.